This is a messenger RNA of Auxenochlorella protothecoides, 612 nucleotides long. Its product is annotated as 40S ribosomal protein S5-2. The transcript has 3 exons. Gene Ontology annotation, biological process: ribosomal small subunit assembly; translation. Gene Ontology annotation, molecular function: structural constituent of ribosome; mRNA binding; rRNA binding. The coding region runs from base 1 to 612 and encodes 203 amino acids. Gene Ontology annotation, cellular component: cytosolic small ribosomal subunit; ribosome. Lineage: Eukaryota; Viridiplantae; Chlorophyta; Trebouxiophyceae; Chlorellales; Chlorellaceae. The record is from RefSeq and is a predicted model, not a curated record.
AUGGCUACCACCAAGGAGGUCGAGAAGGUCCGGGAGGCCACCAAUGUCAAGCUCUUUGGCAAGUGGUCUUUCAAUGAGCUCGAGGUCACCGACCUGUCUCUCAUCGACUACAUCGCGGUGAAGGCCAAGCAUGACCGAUACACGCCCCACUCUGCCGGCCGCUUCCAGAAGCGCCGCUUCCGCAAGGCCCAGUGCCCCGUGGUGGAGAGGCUGACCAACUCCCUGAUGAUGCACGGCCGUAACAACGGAAAGAAGCAGAUGGCGGUGCGCAUCGUGCAGCACGCCUUUGAAAUCGUGCACCUGCUGACCGACCAGAACCCCAUCCAGGUGCUGGUGCAGGCCAUCAUCAACGGCGGCCCCCGCGAGGAUGCCACCCGCAUCGGGUCCGCUGGUGUGGUGCGCCGCCAGGCGGUGGAUGUGUCCCCCCUGCGCCGCGUGAACCAGGCCAUCUGGCUGAUCACCACUGGCGCGCGCGAGUCCGCGUUCAGGAACAUCAAGACCAUCGCCGAGUGCCUGGCCGACGAGCUGAUCAAUGCCGCCAAGGGGUCCUCCAACUCCUACGCCAUCAAGAAGAAGGACGAGAUCGAGCGUGUGGCCAAGGCCAACCGCUGA